UCUCUGACAGCUGGGAGGCCCAUUUUGGCGGUUAGCUUGUUGGACAAAUAACUUCGGUGUCAUGCGGGUAAUGCGGACUUCCUGUUUUUGUUUUCUUAGCUAGGCCUGUAUGCUAUAAGAUCGAGAGAUUCUUCCGAGAUAAUAUCUCUCUUCAUUUCAUGAACGCGUACGCUCACUUUCUCCCUCCUCCCUACAUCGAGCCCAGAACAGGACAGGUACCUAGCUCUGGCACAGAAACACUCCCUCGUUAUACCCGACGGAAUACCAUCGCUCAACCCCUCAUUCGCAGGGAACCUAUUGAGCAUGUUUUUCAACUAGUAGACGGCCGACGAGCUUGGGCUAUCUUGAAGCUUUACAGCAGCGCUAAGUCUGCAAAAAGUAUACCUACUUUCUACGAAAAGGAGAAGAUAACUGGAACAUUAGAGAUUGAUGCUGUAAAGGGAGAUUCGUCGAUUCGGAUAAUUACCAUCGAGAUCACCGGACGCAUCACCACCAGUCCAAAAAUUGAAGAUAAUCACACGUUCCUUACUGUCACCCAUACUAUCUGGUCCAAGUCUUCAGACGUUGUACGAGUGCCCUCGGCUUCGGAAAGCGCCACUGGCUCGAAGCUCGUCGGUCGGUGCGCAUGGCCCUUUUCCAUUCCUCUCCCACGGAAAGCCAAGGAAAUUGGAGGAGAUGUUGAAUCCCAUCCGUUACCAGAAACCUUCCGAGAAUCGGACGUGCACGCGAGCGUGCAAUAUGAAGUCACGGUUCAUGUUGCCCGUGGUAAGCUUCGAACGGAUAACUGGAUUAGAGCGCCAUUCGCAUAUGUUCCAAGCAGCCGCCCAGGUCUACCAUCAGAACUCAGACGACUUGCAUGUGAACACAAUGCACCUGUACCGGGCCCCGACGUCGAUCCACUUGGGUGGUCGCUCUCGCAGGGUGCUGUUACACGUGGGCUUGUAUUCCGAAGUCGAGAGGCAGAAGUACACUGCUCCCUUUCGCUGGCGAACCCUCUUUGUUACACCCGUGGGUCAACAAUACCUUGCUUUCUGAAGCUUUCCAGUAGAGAUUCUCAGGCCCUCGACUGGAUUUCAAAUCCCAACUCUAUUCAGCUUAACCUGAGAAGAAGUGUGAAAUAUUGCGUUGCAGCUACCUUUGGAAGGACAGAUAUAGCAUGGAAAAAGUACUACAAGGACAUCUGUACUGCUUCUUGGCGACCUUCCCGCACUAUUCCAAGCGAUACGCACAACUGGUACCUGGAGGGCGAGAUCAAGCUUCCAAAGGACUUGAAACCUUCCUCCAAAAUCGGUUAUUUUGAUAUCUCGUAUUCUGUCGACCUGUGCCCCUUCGACCUGACAGGUUUCCAGAGUUCUGAAGAUGUAGAAUUCCUCCUUUCGCAGCCUGUCGAAAUCGUGACCAUGCACCCAAAAGCUUCUCGACAUGUUUCAUAUUCGCCUCCACCUGCGUACGACUACUCAUGAUCUUUCAUGCAACAUGGAAGUGAACCCAUACCCUCAGAACGACAUGUCAUGUCUCCACGUCCUUACAUACUCUCAUUCGCUAUCGAGUCACGCCGGGCGUGUCACUCUCAUGGUCUUCAGUGUAGCAUCAUUUAUGAUUUCUCGUCUAUUAUAUACCUUCGGGAUAACGUUGUGUAGCUCUAUACUCGAAUACGAUAUGCCACAUGCAAGAUAUCCAUUUCCCGUGCUAA
This is a messenger RNA of Marasmius oreades (fairy-ring Marasmius), 1693 nucleotides long. RefSeq lists its product as uncharacterized. Gene Ontology annotation, cellular component: cytoplasm. Gene Ontology annotation, biological process: protein transport. Bases 159 to 1463 code for a protein of 434 amino acids. The record is from RefSeq and is a predicted model, not a curated record. The transcript has 6 exons. Lineage: Eukaryota; Fungi; Basidiomycota; Agaricomycetes; Agaricales; Marasmiaceae.